This is a messenger RNA of Aspergillus versicolor CBS 583.65, 1053 nucleotides long. Its product is annotated as sialidase family protein. The transcript is spliced from 3 exons. NCBI's taxonomy places the organism in Eukaryota, Fungi, Ascomycota, Eurotiomycetes, Eurotiales, Aspergillaceae. Bases 1 to 1053 code for a protein of 350 amino acids. The record is from RefSeq and is a predicted model, not a curated record.
AUGCAGCUCCGACGUUUCCUUCCAUUCGUCGCUGCGAUAACGGCAGUUGCUGCACAUCGAGGACCAAACCGACCAGAACCCUUCUCCGAAGUCGUCAUCUUCGACCCCCCACGCAACUACACCAUCCCACGCACUCUCUAUGCACGAAACGAGCAAUUGCCUAAUGGGGAUAUUCUAGCAACGUGGGAGAACUACUCACCGGAACCUCCUGCGGUAUACUUCCCAAUCUACCGUUCCUCCGACCACGGCAAGACCUGGAAAGAGAUCUCCCGAGUCCACGACACAGCCAAUGGGCUGGGUCUUCGCUAUCAGCCAUUCCUGUACUCUCUGCCAGAGCGCGUGGGCCGCUUCCGUCCCGGAACCCUGCUGUUGGCUGGGAGUAGUAUCCCAACUGAUCUGAGCUCAACACAGAUCGACCUCUAUGCAUCGCAAGACGAGGGUCACACAUGGAAAUUCUUAAGCCACAUCGCUGCAGGUGGGAAAGCUGUCCCGGACAAUGGAUUGACACCUGUUUGGGAGCCCUUUUUGCUUGCCCAAGAUAAUGCAACCCAUGGUCAGAAAUUGUCUCAUCAGGUUACUCGUGAUCUUUUACACUGGGGCCCCGCCGUGAACGAUCUUCCCAACGGCAAAUAUUUCUAUAUUUACGAAUACGGCUCCUUCUUCAAUACUUCCGACUAUUCGUUCCCCUUAUACUACCGCAUCAGUGCCGAUCCAGAGGGCUUCAUUAACGCAAAGCAUCACGAACUCGUCGUGUCAAGCGGCACAGUCCCGACAUCUUCUCCGUACGUUACUUGGACACCGUGGGGAGGAAGGAAUGGAACUAUUGUGGUCAGCUCGGGUACACAAGACACUAUAUUCGUGAACCAGGCUCUUGGUGAGGGCGAGUGGACUGAGGUGCCAACCCCUGAACCACACAGUUACACUAGGAACUUGCGUAUCCUUAAGGAAGAUCCUCGAUUCGUGUUGUUGCAUGGCGCAGGUGUACUUCUUGGGGAAGAGAACAAGGUCACUGUGAGCUUGUUGAAUUUGGAGGAGGCGCUAGGCGCUCUGUAA